Molecule: messenger RNA, 597 nt
Organism: Staurois parvus
Lineage: Eukaryota; Metazoa; Chordata; Amphibia; Anura; Ranidae
Source: the annotation of a GenBank genome assembly
CUGUACUCCUGCAGGGCCUUACCUGAUCUCCUCUGCUCCAGCGCUGCACAGUCUUCCCGCGCCGGCUUCUGUGACAGCCGGGUGCCCACUGCGCAUGUGCUGCGCUUUGUGAAUGAUCUGCGGUCUUCUCCUGUACUAUGUCGCACAGUCUCUGGUCAUUCCCUGUACUCUCCGCAGUCUCUGGUCAUCUCCUGUACUGUGUCCACAGUCUCCGGUCAUCUCCUGUACUGUGUCCCGCAGUCUCCGGUCAUCUCCUGUACUGUGUCCGCAGUCUCUGGUCAUCUCCUGUACUAUGUCCGCAGUCUCUGGUCAUCUCCUGUACUGUGUCCGCAGUCUCUGGUCAUCUCCUGUACUGUGUCCGCAGUCUCUGGUCAUCCCCUGUACUGUGUCCGCAGUCUCUGGUCAUCCCCUGUACUGUGUCCGCAGUCUCUGGUCAUCUCCUGUACUGUGUCCGCAGUCUCUGGUCAUCUCCUGUACUGUGUCCGCAGUCUCUGGUCAUCUCCUGUACUGUGUCCGCAGUCUCUGGUCAUCUCCUGUACUGUGUCCGCAGUCUCUGGUCAUCUCCUGUACUGUGUCCGCAGUCUCUGGUCAUCUCCU